Molecule: messenger RNA, 2005 nt
Organism: Actinia tenebrosa (Australian red waratah sea anemone)
Lineage: Eukaryota; Metazoa; Cnidaria; Anthozoa; Actiniaria; Actiniidae
Product: glycylpeptide N-tetradecanoyltransferase 2
Biological process (GO): N-terminal peptidyl-glycine N-myristoylation
Cellular component (GO): cytoplasm
Molecular function (GO): glycylpeptide N-tetradecanoyltransferase activity
Source: RefSeq, a predicted model, not a curated record
ACCAAGAUGGCGGAUGCAUCGGCUGCUGAGAAAAACGUGGAGGAAGCUCAAUCAAUCGACAAUAACUCCCCCCAAAAAGGCAAUUAUCCCAACAUCAACGGCCGGCUAAAACCUCCAAGUGAAAAUGAACAACCUGCUGGUAAAUCAGUGAGCGCUAAGAAGAAGAAGAAGAAAAAGAAGGGUAAAAAGGAAUGCUGUGAACAUGAGCAUGAUCAUCAUCAUGGACACGAUGAACACGACGGCUGUUCUGGCCACGACCAUGAACACGACCUUGCAGCCUCACAGAAACCUAGUGCAAGCCAGAUAAAGAAUAUACAGAAACUUCUAGAUUCGAUGAAAAUAACGGAAGCUAAGCCGCCAAAGACUACAGAGGAGGCGAAGAAAAAAAAGUAUAAAUUCUGGGACACUCAGCCAGUACCUAAACUUGAUGAAGAAGUUCGAGAAUUUGGACCUAUAGAGGAAGAUAAGCCAACUUCAGAAAUCAGACAAGAAUGUUAUUCUUUACCAGAUGGUUUUGAGUGGGAUACUUUAGACAUAAGCAACCCGGAUGUCCUUAAAGAGCUUUAUACACUACUGAAUGAAAAUUAUGUUGAAGAUGAUGACAAUAUGUUCAGAUUUGAUUAUUCUUCUGAGUUCCUUCUUUGGGCUCUCAAACCACCUGGAUGGAAGCAACAGUGGCACUGUGGUGUAAGAGUUGCCUCAAAUAAAAAGUUAGUUGGCUUUAUCAGUGCUAUUCCAGCUCAUGUAAGGAUUUAUGACAAAACUAUGUUGAUGGUUGAGAUAAAUUUUCUGUGUGUGCACAAGAAGUUACGCUCAAAACGCGUCGCACCAGUACUGAUCCGUGAGAUAACAAGGCGGGUGAACAUUGAGGGAAUCUUCCAAGCAGUCUAUACUGCUGGUGUAGUACUGCCUAAGCCUGUUGCAUGCUGCAGGUAUUGGCACAGGUCUUUGAAUCCCAAGAAGUUGAUUGACGUGAAGUUUUCCCACCUAAGUAGGAAUAUGACCAUGCAGAGAACAUUGAAACUGUAUCGACUCCCUGAGAAACCAGAAACAAGUGGUAUAAAGCUGUUAAGUGAGGAUACAAUGUUGGGUGCCUUCAAAGUUGUAUCCAAGUACCUCAAAAAGUUUGACCUUGCUCCAGAAUUCACAGAGGAGGAGUUUAGACAUUGGUUUACCCCAAGGCCAGGCAUCAUUGAUAGUUAUUCUGUGCAGGAUGAUGAUGAUACUGUAACAGGUUUUAUCAGUUUCUACACUCUUCCAUCAACAGUGAUGCACCACCCUGUUCACAAACAGCUCAAAGCUGCUUAUUCUUUUUAUAAUGUUUCUACAAGCGUUCCUCUAGUUCAGCUCAUGCAAGAUGCACUGAUUUUAGCUAAAAAGGCUGGCUUUGACGUUUACAAUGCUUUGGAUUUGAUGGACAACAAGGAGUUCCUUGAGAAGCUCAAAUUUGGCAUUGGGGAUGGCAAUCUGCAGUACUAUCUCUAUAACUGGAAGUGCCCUACCAUUAAACCAGACAAGACUGGUCUAGUCCUUCAAUAAGACUUCACUGAAGACUAUAAGAACAAGUGACCUUACACCAUCAAAAGCAAUGUUAUUUUUGAUUAUAAUGAGACAGAAACAUCUGAGACAAUGACUGUAUGUUAGAUUUGAAGAUGACUUAAAAUGCUUAAACAUAAUAAAGGAAGGAUUUGAAGAAAUCAAAAAAAAAGGCAUUAAAAUCAUAAUUUUUGAGUAAUUAGAGUCAAUAAGCAGCUUUAAACAUGCUGAUCUGUCGUCUAAGGUAUAUGUAACUUCAAGACCAAUCUUAUCAGACAUAUAAGGUAUAACCACAUUGACAUUUUCCCAUCUAAAAACACUAAGAUCAAAGUACUAUGUUUGAAUGUAAAGACUGAAAAUUAAGAUCUUCAUAUGUUUCAUUUUAACUAUUCAAAGAGCUAAAGGUGGCUUACCUGAAGGUAUAUGCUAUCAGUGACAUUAAAGUUGGUAAUAUUUGUGUUUUGUCCAA